This is a messenger RNA of Thecamonas trahens ATCC 50062, 660 nucleotides long. RefSeq lists its product as uncharacterized. The record is from RefSeq and is a predicted model, not a curated record. The transcript is spliced from 3 exons. Bases 1 to 660 code for a protein of 219 amino acids. Lineage: Eukaryota; Apusomonadida; Apusomonadidae.
AUGUCGGUCUUUGGAGGGCCCGGCAACGAUGUCGUUCUCGUCUGCGGAGCGCAUCUGGUGGUAUGGCAGGCUGUCGAGCCGGGAAUGCUGGCGCCGGCGCCGCAGCGGAUUGCCAUCAGCGCCGCUUCUGACAACGGUGAGACCUUGAUCUCGCUCGUUGAUCUGGACGGGAACGGCUUUCUGGACAUCGUUCGUCUCGCUUCAAACGGCUUGCUGCUCUCGCUACAGCUGCCGAAUCCGUGGCUGGACAACCCAUUUGCCGAGCGCAUUGUUCCGCUCCCACCGGCCAACUUCGCCUGCACACAGCCGGGCUCGCUCGCCUGUCUCGCCACCGCCCUCUCGCACGUCUCCAACUGCAGCGACGAUUUGCUGCCGCCGCAGCAGGCGACGGCGCUGACGGUGGACGAGCCGGAGGACGCGGCGCUCGAGGUGUGGGCGCGGCUCGAGACGCCGACGCAGCAGCUGCCGUUCCUCUGGUACCCGCACGCCGACGCGCCGCGGCGGUACAAGGGCGCCGACGUCGAGCCGCCGGGCAAGAAGCCGCUCGCCUCCGGCUCGUGCCCGUGCCGGCGAUGCAACGAGCUGACGAGCGCACAGCUGGUGGACAUCUGCAACGCGGCGUUGUGGUCGCGGGCCGAGUUUAUGGCUGUUGGGGGGUAG